GGCGACUAAGAAAUACGUUUGAUAAACAUUUACAGUCCUAUACAAUUUUUGUAACUAUCCAGCAUUAUUUAAGUAAUUGUUGCUAAUAAAACAAAGUAAACUAAAAAUAAAAUCUAAAACCACCAUGUAUAAGAGUACAUCCACCGCUCGCCAUUACAACGCGCAAAUAGGAAAAGACAUGUUUAGAUGUUUUGAAAAAAAACAUGGAAAAUUUUACCGAUUUUACGGUCAACGUUGGCGACUUCCAGUUCAGUUGUCACAAGUUUGUCCUAAGUUCUGGCUCUGGUUUCUUUGAGGCUCUCAUGAGGACAGAUAUGAGAGAAAAAUCUGAAUCAAGCUGUACCAUAGAAGGCAUCUCACCAGAAAUAUUUGGUCUUAUACUGGAUGUUAUUUACAAAGGAACGGAUGUUUUAGACGAAGAAAACAUGGUUGAAAUGUGGCACGCAUCCAAUCAACUGCAGAUCCAUUUUUUAAUUUCGAGAUGUGAAAAAUUUAUAAAACAAAAUAUAACAUUACAAAAUUACUGGGGAAUUUAUGAAGGCGCUAAACUUUUGGAUUCGUUAGUUGUUUUAACCAAAGUCAAACAAUUUAUUAUUAAUAAUUACCCAAUGUUUGUCGGAUCGGACGCUUUCAUGGAAAUUCCUUUCGAAGAAUUCAAAGAUCUUUUAAAACACUUUGGAAUUGUCGAAGAUUUUGUCGUGAACUCCGUUUUAAAAUGGGCGUAUUCAGAUGACUCGUACCUCACACCUGAGCCAGAUAAACGUAUCAGGAAAUUACGUGUAGAUCAGGUGGAUACUGUACUUCGUAAUGCACUUUGUAAGAAGGUGGACGAUGGAACAGAAGAAGAUGAGAAAAUGUCACUUCGCAGGUUGUACCUUGGUCAGCUGUUUUCAGCAAUUUCUCUCAAAGACAUCAGCACCGCGUGCCUGUCCAAGCUCAUGAAAAACAAAUUUGUAAUAAACAAUAAAGAAGCCAUCACACUGGUCCUCAAACAGGCAGCUUCCAGGCUAGAACUCACAAAACCAGCUCUGUUUAAAAAUUACAGAACAGCCAGUGCCAUUAAGACACCUCCCACACCGGCGAGGAAAGUUUCUGAGAACUAUCAAAACCUGGUGAAUCGUGUCUCGCGAUACUUUGACAUUCCCCUUAAGUAUCAAUAUAUUUUAAUUCUUUUACUCGCAGAUUUCUUGAUUACCCUUUUGUUAUUCUGGUGUUGUUAACACAAAAAAACAGUAACCCUAUAAGAUCAUAUUAGAACAUUGUAUUAUUUUUUAACCUCGCAUGCCUCGGUACUGCAGCAAACAUCUACAUAAGCCAACAAAAAUUCUUUGCCUCACCAAUUAAAAAAUCUUGAUGAUUUAAUAUAUAGAUUUUCAAUACUUGAUUAAAUAUGUACUGGCUUGGUAAAGUCUCAUUCCUUCAAUUGUGAAUGUUGACAAAUGGCUCCACUUAGACCUACCGCCAUGUAAACAAUAAACAUAUUUACUAAUGAUCUUCAUGCUGUCCUUCUUUGUUUACCUGGACACACGAAGUAAAUGUGCAUUGAGAAAUUAUACGUUUAAUUUCAACUCAUUGCAGCUCUGUGCAUUGUGGUUAUUUAUUUUGUUUCAUUAAAUGCUUUAUGCAAGAUUGUCUAAAAGAUGAAUGGUUUAAAAACAUUAAUUACACCCGUGAAUUAUCGUCUUUACCUUUUAACAAUAUAAAAACGUGAUUCAAUGAUUACUUUUAUUAUUUUGUUUAUAAUUUUCAAAUAUAUAAAACCUUAUGUAAAAUUCUGAAAUAGGUUAUUAGAUAUAUAAAUCAAAAACUGAUUGCCGUAGAAAUGAGCAAGUUCGUGUGUUGUAUACAUCGUCUAAUUUAUGCUUGUGUGUAUGAAAUUCAUAACAUUAAAAUUUACACUGUAAAAAAUGUAUAUGCUUAUGAGACAUUUUAUCCAAAAUAUGUUUGUAGAGACCAGCAGUAAAAGUUUUAUGUAUACUAGCUUUGGAGAGAAACAGUAAUGUGGU
This is a messenger RNA of Physella acuta, 2006 nucleotides long. Its product is annotated as kelch-like protein 40a. Lineage: Eukaryota; Metazoa; Mollusca; Gastropoda; Physidae. The record is from RefSeq and is a predicted model, not a curated record. Gene Ontology annotation, molecular function: protein binding.